CGCCGAUCGCGGUGGUGAAGCUUAAAAUUUCCAAGGGAAAGAAAGUCAAGAUUUGGAGAAUUGGUCUCUCACGGGCUGUUGUGAAAGUCUACUUGCUAUUUUCGGACAGAGUCAUACAGUAAAUACACAGAAUGAGCUCCUCACAACUCGCACCCCGGUGGGCCGCCUUUGCGCGCGACACCAACGAGACCAAGAUUCAGAUUGCGCUCAACCUCGACGGCGGCGCAUUCCCGCCAGAUACGGACGCCCGUCUGCAAGUAGGCGGCGCCGACGACCACGCCGCUCAGGCAAGCAAGUCACAAACCAUCAGCGUCAACACGGGCAUUGGCUUCCUUGACCACAUGCUGCACGCCCUGGCCAAGCAUGCGGGCUGGAGUCUGGCGCUCGCCUGCAAGGGUGAUCUGCACAUCGACGAUCACCACACCGCCGAAGACGUGUGCAUCUCGCUCGGGUACGCCUUCGCGCGGGCGCUGGGCACGCCGACGGGGCUGGCGCGGUUCGGGUACGCGUACGCGCCGCUGGACGAGGCGCUCAGCCGGGCGGUGGUGGACCUGUCGAACCGGCCCUUCUGCGUCGCGGACCUGGGCCUCAAGCGCGAGAAGAUCGGCGACCUCAGCACCGAGAUGAUCCCGCACUGCCUGCAGAGCUUCGCCGGCGCCGCCCGCAUCACCCUGCACGUCGACUGCCUGCGCGGCGACAACGACCAUCACCGCGCCGAGAGCGCCUUCAAGGCCCUUGCCGUUGCCGUUCGGCAGGCGACGAGCCGCGUUGCCGGGCGGGAGGGGGAGGUGCCGAGUACGAAGGGGACUUUGAGUGUAUAAGGGUAGGGUUUGGAUGGUUUUGUUGAAGAUCAGGGUGAACUACGGGGUAGUACUAUCAGGAUCUGUUUAGACUUCAGAACCAUAGUUCAAGCGAUGCUGAAAUUAUUGAGGGGGCGGUCGACAUGUAGAGUCUUUUGAGCAUGAGAGCGAAACAAAGAAUAGAGAGAAAUAUCAAAUACAUUUAUUAGCUCACUGGCAUGUCUUGUUGCUCCAACCUAGAUGCAUACUGUGGGAUCUGACGGCACGGACCCUGAUCAUAAACC
Chaetomium fimeti is the source of this 1084-nucleotide messenger RNA. Its product is annotated as Imidazoleglycerol-phosphate dehydratase-domain-containing protein. The transcript has 2 exons. Gene Ontology annotation, biological process: L-histidine biosynthetic process. Bases 132 to 821 code for a protein of 229 amino acids. The record is from RefSeq and is a predicted model, not a curated record. NCBI's taxonomy places the organism in Eukaryota, Fungi, Ascomycota, Sordariomycetes, Sordariales, Chaetomiaceae. Gene Ontology annotation, molecular function: imidazoleglycerol-phosphate dehydratase activity.